UAAGUUAGUCUACCAUGUUUGGUGGGCUGAGCGGAAAUUUGUAGACGGGCUCCCGGGGAACUCAAAAGACAACGGUUGGCCCACACACGCACAAUGUGGCUUUGUCGCUUGGCUCUACCUGCCCUAACAAGGCUCGAUAUUGUCAAGGCAAUUGUUAUCCAUCCUCUCUGUGGCGUUGACUUACUCUGCCUUUGUCCGUUCUACUCCUCUUCGUUAUCGAAUUCCAUUCACCGAACCCAUAACGACGACCAUGCCAGAAGUACUACGACGUCGCAACGACUCUCCUCCGCAACCGUUAAGUAGCACCGGCGAUUGUUCACCGUCUACAGACGAAAACUCUUCCCGUGCACCAUCCUCACGGCCUCGCUCGCAGCUGUUCAACUUUGACAAAGCAAUGGCGUGGCUUUCCCGCACUCCGGCAACUCCGACCAGACCGACCUCUCCCACUCAAUCUACUACUAGUGGUGGGAGGUCCCCUCGCUCUCCUCCCUCCAAGCCGCCGCGCAGCUCUCUCAGUACGCCGCCUGCUUCCCCAAAGGCCAAGGCGCCUCCUCUGCCUACUCAACCGGCAGCGAGGCCUAGCAGGGAUGAACUGCGCAAGACGACGGUCAGGUCGAAGGAAUCAGAGCAGGCGCUGAUGGACCCAGAAGCGUACACCAUCAACCGAGCGAAGCUGGUCAACCUUCGGCCCGUCAUCGAUACCUCCCCUCCCUCCACGAUUCGAAGGGCCGGAGGACCACCGACGGCACAGUCCCGUCCGUCGGUGAAGCCGUUGACGCCCUGCCGCUCUUCGCUCAAGCGGAGUACGAAUGACGUUCCGCCCUCGCCUUCCUUCCCACCAAGUUCGAUCGUCCCGUUCAACCGACUAGUCCUUGAGCCGUCUGCCCUGCCGCCGUUCGAACCUCAGCUGCUGGCCGGACCACCGCAGUCGGGAACGUAUAGCAGGAACAGUCUCGUUACCCUUGAAACGUCGAGCAUGACCAUGCGCACAACGAUAGAUACGUUGACCUCCCGACCCUCCCUUCUCGCACACUACAUCCUCGAGCUCUGCCCCAACCCUCCGUCUGGCCCGCCAAAGGUGCCGACCGAGACUCUCCACAUAUUCCUUGAUCGGCCUUCUUCGCCGUACAAUAUCAUCCUCUCAUAUCUGCGCCUGCCACGGUCGAGGGACAACUCCCUCCCCGCACUGCCUCGUGCCGUCCAACUCCCCUCGCACUCCCAGACUACAUCCAUGGUCGGGGUCUCGAAGCUCGAAGCCCUUCUCGACCUGAGGGAUGAAGCCCGCUGGCUGGGACUGGAAGAGCUCGAGGCGAUGUGCGAGGAGGAGCUGAGGACUGCAGGAUUGGUCAAGCCUACGAAGCAUGCGACGAUUGCGGAAGAGACAGAGUCGGAUUUGCCCCCUACGACAGCAUCGAGUGUUGCGAGCGCGGCACCUUCUUUAAGUUCGCACGAGGGUGAGAUUUCCCCCAUCAUACCACCAGAAAGGAGCAUACCUACCCCGCCGACGUCCUCGGACAGCGACCUCACACCCCCUGCUCGCACCAGGUCUCCACCAACUACUCCGUCUGCGAACGCUGGGCGGGCGACUACUGUAGCGCGAGCUCGCCCCGUGCCCCGUCGUCAACCCUCGAACUCCUAUCAGGGAUCUCGGCCGCUCCCGGCGAUCCCCACCUCCCAAGCCAGUUCAGAGCGCCGCAGCUCCGAACCCGCGACCAAUGGUCUCCCGACCGCCAAAGCGCAGACCCUCGCGCCCGACUCGAAAACGGCCCCCAGUCUGACAGAAGACGAGAAAGCUCACCGUGCUCGGGAGAAGCUGAGUGAAGCCCUCAGCUUGCGUCGGAGGAAUGCAGGAUCGAUCAUCCAUUCGCCGAUCAUUGGUUUAGCUGCUCUUGCACCCGAACCCAGGAGCUCGAUCGCCAGUGAAGGAAGUCUGAGUCCAGGCAGGUACCUGUGA
Messenger RNA from Dacryopinax primogenitus, 1954 nucleotides. RefSeq lists its product as uncharacterized. The coding region runs from base 251 to 1954 and encodes 567 amino acids. Lineage: Eukaryota; Fungi; Basidiomycota; Dacrymycetes; Dacrymycetales; Dacrymycetaceae. The transcript has a single exon. The record is from RefSeq and is a predicted model, not a curated record.